AUGGGCUUGUCAAAAUCGCAACGGAUUAUCAUCUUGCUAGCCAUUGACAGUGUAUUCUUCUUGAUCGAACUGACUGUCGGCUAUGCGGUCCAUUCGCUGGCGCUAGUGGCAGACUCGUUCCAUAUGUGGCAACGCGCCGAGACCCUCGGAGCACUCGUCAACGGAGUGUUCCUCGUCGCGUUAUGUUUGUCCAUCUUUCUCGAAGCUACUCAACGCCUUUUCGAACCCCAAGAAGUCAAAAGCCCGAAACUUGUCCUGAUUGUCGGCUGCUUUGGCCUUCUUUCCAAUAUAGUAGGGUUGUUGCUGUUCCAUGACCAUUCCCAUGGACAUGGUGGUCAUGCGCCUGUUGAAGGAUCAGUCGAGUCUGCAGAACAGGGCUUUGCCACCCAGCAGGAUGCAGAUACAGCUACCAUAUCCGAUCCACGAGGUACUGUUGCUAGCGUGAUGCCGCAGAAUGCUAUCGAUGCCUGCGAAACAGAUGGAUCAGCCAGCACCAUUAGACCAGCCGCGCCAGGGAGUCCAGUAACCGUCAGGAGGGUUUGGACUCCAGACGAUCGUAUUCGGGGGCGCCAUCACAGCACCCAUCGGCUUAGUAUUUCCGGUCUAAAUUCACGGGACGCAGGUAGUAUCCAGGGCCAUCCGGCUAGUUUGCGUCAGGACAUUAUCCAAGCAAGCAAAUUUGAUGAUUCGGAGUCGGACGAUGAUAAUGAGGAUGCAACUGCGCAAGGCCGUAUUUCAGAACGUUCCAGAUUACUCAAGCAGAGUAAUGAGACAACCCCAUAUGACAGUGCUGCGGAAAUACGCAGCCGUCGUUCCAAAGAGGACUUGCAUGUUGCGCAUAACCAUGCCAAACCAAAAUUCUCUGACAAGAAGGCCGGCCACGGACACGGCCAUUCCCACGGUGACUUGAACAUGCGAGGUGUCUUCCUGCAUGUGAUGGGCGACGCACUAGGCAACAUUGGCGUCAUUGCCUCAGCGUUGAUUAUCUGGCUCACCAGCUAUUCUUGGAGGUUCUAUGUUGACCCUGGAAUCUCGCUUUUUAUCACCGUGAUUAUUCUCUGGUCAGCGAUCCCGCUUUGCAAAGCAGCCUCACGGAUUUUGUUACAAGCCGUCCCCGCCGGACUGAGCAUUGAUCACAUCAUUGAAGAUGUUGAAUCACUCCCAGGCGUUAUCAGCUGUCACCAUUUACAUGUAUGGCAACUUAGUGACACUAAGUUGGUGUCAUCGUUGCAUAUCCAAGUAAGCCACGAUAUCAAGGGAGAAGGCUCAGACCGGUACAUGGCCCUGGCCAGAGACGUGCGCAAGUGCCUGCAUGCAUACGGCAUCCACUCAUCUACUAUUCAACCCGAGUUUUAUCCAGACAGCGAUGACGACGCUGCGACGGGGACUUCUUUCCCUAUCAAUGGCACCGGGCCGAAUACGCCUCCAGGAACUGCGCCGAACGUCGAUGGCCCUGCUUGUCUGCUUGAAUGUGGAAACGAAUGCGCUGCGGGCCGGCAAUGUUGUGAUUGA
Molecule: messenger RNA, 1512 nt
Organism: Uncinocarpus reesii 1704
Lineage: Eukaryota; Fungi; Ascomycota; Eurotiomycetes; Onygenales; Onygenaceae
Product: cobalt uptake protein COT1
Exons: 3
Coding region: 1-1512 (503 amino acids)
Biological process (GO): intracellular zinc ion homeostasis; zinc ion transmembrane transport
Cellular component (GO): membrane
Molecular function (GO): zinc ion transmembrane transporter activity
Source: RefSeq, a predicted model, not a curated record